Molecule: messenger RNA, 8459 nt
Organism: Mercenaria mercenaria
Lineage: Eukaryota; Metazoa; Mollusca; Bivalvia; Venerida; Veneridae
Product: M-phase phosphoprotein 8-like
Exons: 13
Coding region: 160-2784 (874 amino acids)
Molecular function (GO): protein binding
Source: RefSeq, a predicted model, not a curated record
GGAUAAACUUGAUUUUAUAUGAUGACUAGAAUUUUGCUAGCUUUACAUAGUGAAAUAUGUAGACCAAAAUUAUUACCUGUCAAAAGUUUUCAUACCUGUAUCAAAAAUGGACGGUUCCCAUACCAGAGCGCAUGACCCAGUUUUUUUGCACUUGUCGACAUGGCGGAAAGUGGGGACGAGGCUGGGAUUGGUGGUGAAAAAAUGAAAAAUACGGGCGAAGAAAGUGAGCAGAGUGAUGCUGACGAGGAAUUAUUUGAAGUUGAUAAGAUUAUCGGAAAAUCUAAGAUCAAAGGGUCCAUUGUGUACAAGGUGCGGUGGAAAGGUUAUGGGCCAGAAGAUGAUACUUGGGAACCAAGGGAAAAUUUGGAGAGUUGCCAAGACCUAAUUGAAGAGUAUGAUGCGAAACAGACUGAAAUUGCAAAAAAGAGGACUGAAGAGAGAAAAAUGAAACAGUUAUUAAUGGAAGGCCGUAUUGAGAGUUCUGAUUCCUCAAGUGACAGUAGUUCACCAUACCCAUCAAACUUCAAGAACACAUUUUGGAAGGAAUUAGAGGCUGGAAGGGUGAACGUUUUUGACAAUGACAUGUAUUCAAAAGUGAAGAAGAGGUCUAUGACAUUACAGUCCAGAAAUAAUGAGCAGAAUUCACCAGACACAGAUCAGUCAGCCAUCAAAACAGAAAAAAAGAAGAAACGAAACCACAGUAAUCCAGAAAAAGCCAGUCAGCCAAAAGCCACAGGUAGCAGUUCUAGAAAAUCUAAAAGCACUACAAAGAAAACCAAAGGUACAUCUAACCACAAAUCAAGUAAAAAACCAGAAAGUUCACGUUGUAUUGACUUUAGUAGUCUUGUAACAGACUCUGAUACUGACAGAGAUAUUAAACAAAAAGUGGAAAAAACUGACAGUGCUCAGACAACAGAUAAAAAAGCCGAGAUGAACUCUGACAGUUCAGAUAGUGAAUUAUUGAAGCCAUGUUUAAACCUGGUGAUCAAGAAGAUUCCAGAAAUAACAGAUGAUAUGGGAAAGAAAUGCUCUCUUGCAGGCCAAGAAAAUGGAUCUAGCUACAGAGUUCUCCCCAAAACACCAGAUAUGCAAGGCUUUGAAAGUAGCAGUGGGCAAAAAGCAUCGUCUUCCUCUCAUCAUUCAAAGAAGAAGAAACAUCAUAAGCAUCACAAGCACAAGUCAAGAAAAUCUUCUCCACAUGGACACGAGUCACGAGAUAAGAAGCGAAAGGUUUCCUCAACAAGUUUAACAAACUUCCCUGCAGAAAGUUCAAAAGUACCGAGGCUUGAAUCAAUGGACAGUAACAUUCUUGGAGAACAUAAUAAACACAAAGAUAAUAUCAUAUCUGAUCUCAAAACUCAAAGCAAUACUGAUUUAGACAGGCCAUUUGACCCUGAUCUUCCUGAAUCAGGCGAAAAUGCUGGAAAUAACUGUGUUAAAAAACAGGCAAUCUCUGAAAUCAGAGAGCUUGCAUCAGUCAAAUCUAAUAACAACCAUGAAAUUUUAGACAGUCUUCCUUCAAGUGAUCUCUCACAGUUUAACCGAUCUCUACAUUCUGAUAUACAUGUACAUAAAUGUUCAGGCCCCACAAGUGUGAAUAAGAAUGAAUGUUUAAACAGUUUAGAUAACAAUAACGAAGGACCUUUAUUAAGUGCUAAUACACAGUUGUCUCGACAGAUCUCUGAACAUACGUUAGAUAGUGGGAUACAUUCACCAGCUAGCGAGAAAAGUGAAGCUCUGUUCAGGCAAGGUGUUGAUGAAAGGCUGGUUCCUCCUUUGUCAAGUCAUGCCUUUAAAGAUAUACCGACAGAUCAGGACCUAGAUAUAGCGCUGGAUGAUAUAGACUGGGACCUGUUUAAUACGGAAGUGACACUAGAACCAAUCGUAGUUACUAAUGAUGAGUUUGCCACUGCUGUAAUGACAGGGGAUUAUCACCUGAUUAAACAAGCUUUGAUUGGAGACCGCAAGUACGACUUGGAGCACCCUGAUACAGAUGGAAAAACAUUACUCAUGUUCUCUGUACAACAAGGACAUGACGACAUAUCGGAUUUACUUAUAGAACAUGGAGCUGAUAUAAAUGCUCAGAUGGACAACGGAAUGACUCCAUUAAUGAUAGCUUGCCAUAGUGCUGAGGUCAGUACAGUGAAUUUGUUGCUAGAGUUGGGUGCAAAGGUUAAUUUGGAAUCCAAGGACAGAAAAACAGCUCUUAUUUAUGCUGCCAAGAGAGGGCAUAAUCAGAUACUGUGGUUGUUACUGGAAUGUGGAGCCAACUUCAAUACAACAUCACAGGCAGGACACACUGCCCUCGACUAUCUCAAGUUGUUACAUCACACUGACACUGAAGUUAUACUUACAAGUCACAUCCAAAGAGUUAUGUCGGAAUUCAACAAGCAGGUGUCAAUAACUCUUAAUGGAACCGCAAAGAUAUUGACGUCCUUGUUCAAGCCGCAGUUGUUCAACAUUUGUGAUGGCGAGAAGUUUGAAAUUGCAUUCCAGCAUAAUCUGCUACCACCAAAUUCAGGUAUAGGGUAUUUGUUAUUUAUUGGUCAUGCCACAUUUUCCAACCAAGAAGUGAUGUGUCGGCUUUAUGGCCCGAGUGCAGUAAAGGCUGUUACAUUGAAUGGACAUCAUCAGUCUUGUCUUACAGAGGAGGGUAAUUUUGUGCUAGCUUUUUCACCAUUGGUUGAUGGAAGAAAUUUACUGACAAUCAAUACAUUAAAAACAAAAGAUUCUAAGGCCAAGUUGAUAGUGUGUGCGUACAUGGCUCAGCUUUUACAGUGCUAGAUGUGGUCUCGUAACAACAUUGUACCAGGAAACUGUGAUGUUUUAACUGUUUUAUAUAUGGUUUUUUUUUUGGUAGUUACUAUGUAUAAGUUAUAGAUGUUUUGCUAAUGAACAUUUUCAAAGCAAUUAAAUUGUCAUUUAUGCAUUUAGCAUUACAUUCAAGGCGCAUUACAAAUGUUGAAAAUACAUGUUACAUGAUGGAGACAACCAGAUAAUUGAUAUCCUUGGCAAGUGGGGUCUUCCUUCAUCAUUACAGCUGGAAAAGUCGCCAUGUCUUGAAAACUUUGCUGAUGUGACUUAUAGCCAAAACUAAACAAGAAUCAUUUUUCAUUUUAUGUAUCAUUUGAUGAAAAAUUUCAGCUUGUUUAUUUCGUGCACUUGAAAUUUUUAUGCACUUUCAGUAUAUUGUUUCAUUUUGCUAACUGUAUUUGUUGAUGUUACCUAUGUUAGAUGUAUUAUUUAUUUAUUUAAGGGACAUGCCUGCAGGUGUAUAUAACAGUACAGUUGACCUGUGUUGAACUAUAACACCUGCUUGUAAAGGCCACUAUUUUCUCAAUUUAUUUGACCAUAAAUAGUGUAAAUUAAACUGAGUUGAGAGACCAUGUGUCAACUAAGACCACUUAUACACACAAAUUUCACUGUAUGUCACUUUAUUCCUGAUGUAGGUCCACUUUAAGUAAGAUUAAGUUAAAAUAGUAUCUGUAUUGGUGAAUGUCGGUAUGAUAAUAGUGCUGUCACACUGACAUGAUUUGCAAUAGGACGUAUACUCAUUGUGUUGGGCAAGUUUGAUAUUAAUUUAUUUACUGCAUGCUGAAUUACCAGAUAUUCAGACUUCCGAUAACCCGACUCAUUUUUGCAGUGAAAGAGAAAUAGGCAAUAAGUAAGGAACUGCUGACCUAAAUUGAUCACCAAAGUUUACCUGUUAUACAUUAAUAAAGUUACCAGUUACCAGUAUAACGCUCUGAAUAAGUAGAAAAAAGGGUAUAGAGAUGAUAAAAGUGUCAAAAAUUUGAUAUUAAUUUUGCUUUAUGAACAUUCAGCAUAAUCAGGGUUGUUUAUGUAAAUUUGUAGAUGUAGAAAUCCGUUGUGUACUAUAUAUUAGAUGCUAUUUAUAUAAAGUUUUUUAUGGGUAUUAUAAACUUGGUUGAGUUUUGUCUUCACAUUCUGUUGUGUUGGCAUUGUGUAGUUUUUUAUAAUUAAACAGAAAAAUGUUAAGCAAUGUUGUCCUUGGUUAUUAUAUGUCCAGUGCUAUAUUUUAAUAGAAUACUGAUAUUAUUUUUGGUGCGUAUAAUACUUUGUUAACUGCUUGUAGGUCAGAUGUCAAGGUCACUGUGACCUUUGCUUUGUUAACUGCUUGUAGGUCAAAUGUCAAGGUCACUGUGACCUCUGCUUUGUUAACUGUUAGCAACAUUAUGUUUGCAGUUAAGUUAUCAUUGUACUUGUUAGUUACAUACAUCAACAUUGUGAUCGUCUGUUUUGCUAGAAGUUUAUUAAGUUUAUGUACAAUUAGAUAUUAUUAUUAUUGUCUGCUUAAACGUUGAGUGAAUGAGAAAAGUUCUAACAUUAACUGACAAAUUUUUGAUAAAGGGACUGUACUCCAGAUUUUGGAUAAAAAUUAUCUUUCUUUGAAGUGGAAGUUUGGUCAUAUUAUGAAGAAUAUGAGUUUUGUUUCUAAACUAUCUUUAGAAAAUGCUUAAUCAAGAAAAAAUGCCAUGUCUGAGUCGGGUAUUGAACCCGGGUUGCCUCUGCAAUAAAACCUUUCCUACCAUCGUUACCAAUACACAAUGUAGGAAUUUGUACUUAACAGCCAUUUAUAUAAAGCUUUAUAAUUAAAGCAGCUUACGUUCUGUACCAUGUGAGAAACGCUUUUCAAUUUUAAAGGAAAAUUAGUAAAAACAGCUAAUUCUUAUAUGUUUCCAUAACAUAUAAUCUGUCAUUAACUAAGUUCCAAAGCCUUCAAAAGAAAUAUGGCAAUAAAUCCCGAUAUAUCUAAAAAAUUUUCUUUUUUCUCAUACAAUCUGGAGGUCAGUCUCUUUAAUAGGACCAAAUUUGAAAGAACUUGGUUGUUGCAGAUAUUGUUUAAAACAUGCUAGUAAAUUUAACACAGCAUUAUUUUUGUUUUGCAAUAUCCACUGAUUACAUGUUUUUGUUAAUUCCGAGUAAUGUGGAAAACUUGUGUUUGUGUUUAACAUUUGAUCUCUGAACUCAGCAUUUAUUUUCUAGAACUUAGUUAACUUUCUGGGAUGUUUGCCAGUAACUUAGGGAAACUGCUGUUUUAUUGAUUGUUGUAUGAUAAACUCUUAUCUGUUGCCAUAAUUUUACUGAUAUACGAUGGAGAAAUCAUUUAAACCCCAAACCAUGCCUUUAACAAAUUCACAAGUUCCUCUUAAGCAUUUUUGGAUCAUCAUUUGUUUAAAAAAGAUUUGUUUAUUUUGUAUAUAAAAUGAAAAAAAUUACCUUUAAUGAUAAUUUGCAAUAACAUCACUACCAUCAAUUGAAGGUUUUAGUUUUCUUUAAUAUAACAAGCAAUGUUCCUGACAUCCAGAUGUACUCAGUCAAAUUUCAUUUGAAACAGGACAAGCCAGGGCCUUUUUCUGCAAUUUAAUUGAUCAGAACUUGGAACUUUAACUUUUAUACUGCUACAAAUUCAACCAACUGAUAUUAUUGUUAAGUAAGUGUAUACUUAUUUAUUUUAGCUCAAUUUUGAUGAAAACUUGAUAGCUUAUUUGAGUCAUUCACAAGUCCGCUUCCAUGACAAACUAGUAUUGGUGACAUUUUAGAAUGUUUGGUCAUAUUUUCAGUAAGGCUCACACCCGUAACUUUUGGGAUGAAGUCUGUACCUUAACACUAGACCACCGCUCUGGUUAUAUAUCAUAUUGUUAAAGUUUGCUUGAUGUUUGUUUAUGUACAAAGUGUGAUGUUGAUGUUGUUAAAACUUGAUCAUGUAACUAGUCAUAACACAAUGUGAUUAUAUAUUUAAUGCCAGUUAAGUUUACUUUUGUUGCGCUGCAGUGUAUUGAAUCCUAGGUUAUCUUUGGUGAGGAGAAUUUAGUUGGUGCUGAUAGUGUUGUUAGCAUUUGUAAAAUACAGUUUCAUAAGUCUGAGUGAAAGAGAGGUCAAAGAAGCAUGCUUCCAAAUAUACACUUCUUUAUCAGAAUUUCUAAAACUAAUAAUACCAGUAAUGUCUGUAAAGUAAAAAUUGUUGUACUUCUUGACUAAUUAAGAAAUUAAUGAUAAUUUAUUAAGAACUGACUUCUAAUGAUGCUAUUGAAGGAGGGAGUCAAAUGUAAUAUCUCUAUUCAUUUGAUAUUACUGUUGCUUUUAGUUCAUUCAAUAUAAACAUUUCGGAAAAGUAUCUGUAAAUGCAGAAGCCUAUUUUGAAGUUUUGAAGGUUGAUGAAAAUAUUCUUUUGUGCUUGAUUUGGAUAUAUAUUUGGUUUAUUAAUGAAAGGGCUUAAAGAAGGUUGGUGCUUCUAUUUGGAUGAAAUAAUUCGGGAAGUGGGGAGGGCACCUGCUGGGUACUCCUAUAUGCCAUAUGAUCUAAAUUGUGUCUUUGUGACUCAAAACCAAACAGUAACAAAAAAAUGCUAAUGAAAGGGAAAGGAGAAAAGAUUGGCAUGACUACAAUUAUCUGACAAUUUUGUACAUUUUAUAGAGAAAAAAUGUGACAAUUUCCCAUAAAAAAUGACCAUUAACAACUAAGUCUGUCAAUUAUCCCUUGUUAAAUAAGGGAAUUUUAAGGAAGAAGGUUAUGUGUAAUUCUAUAUAGCAAUUUUCAUGUAAGAUCUGAUCUUGGUGACUGUUGAAGUUGGCAGAAUAAUGAGCAUGUUUCCUGAGACUAGAGCGGCAAUAUUCACUCUAAAUAGACCUGUAGGAUAGAAUGAAAAAUAAUGAUUUCCUAAACAAUCGGAAAAAGGUUAUAUUUUUAGCUCGACUAUUCGAAGAAUAGUCUAGCUAUUCUACUCACCCUGGCGUCGGCGUCGGCGUCGGCGUCACACCUUGGUUAAGUUUUUGCAUGCAAGUACAUACAGCUAUCAUUUAAAGGCAUAUAGCUUUGAAACUUAUUUAUUCUUUUUCUAGGUCAAUUACCAACCUCACUGGGUCAAGUUCCAUAACUCUAACAUGUAUUUUGAGCAAAUUAUGCCCCCUUUUGGACUUAGAAAAUUCUGGUUAAAGUUUUACAUGCAAGUUACUAUCUCCAAAACUAAUGUAGAUAUUGAAUUGAAACUUCACAUGUGUCUUCGGGGUUAUAAAACUAGUUCAUAGCAGCAAGUCCCAUAACUCUGACCUUGUUUUUGGCCAAAUUAUGCCCCCUUUUGGACUUAGAAAAUUUUGGUUAAAGUUUUGCGUGCAAGUACAUACAGCUAUUACCAAAAGGCAUAUAGAUUUGAAACUUAUUUUUUCUUUUUCUAGAUCAAUUACCUACAUCACUAGGUCAAGUCCAAUAACUCUGACAUGUAUUUUGGCCAAAUUAUGCCCCCUUUUGGACUUAGAAAAUUCUGGUUAAAGUUUUGCAUGCAAGUACAUACAGCUAUUACUAAAAGGCAUAUGGAUUUAAAACUUAUUUUUUCUUUUUCUAGAUCAAUUACCUACCUCACUGGGUCAAGUCCCAUAACUCUGACAUGUAUUUUGGGCAAAUUAUGCCCCCUUUUGGACUUAGAAAAUUCUGGUUAAAGUUUUACAUGCAAGUUACUAUCUCCAAAACUAAUGUAGAUAUUGAAUUGAAACUUCACAUGUGCCUUCGGGGUUAUAAAACUAGUUCAUAGCAGCAAGUCCCAUAACUCUGACCUUCAUUUUGGCCAAAUUAUGCCCCCUUUUGGACUUAGAAAAUUUUGGUUAAAGUUUUGCGUGCAAGUACAUACAGCUAUUACCAAAAGGCAUAUAGAUUUGAAACUUAUUUUUUCGUUUUCUAGAUCAAUUACCUACAUCACUAGGUCAAGUCCAAUAACUCUGACAUGUAUUUUGGCCAAAUUAUGCCCCCUUUUGGACUUAGAAAAUUCUGGUUAAAGUUUUGCAUGCAAGUACAUACAGCUAUUACUAAAAGGCAUAUGGAUUUAAACCUUAUUUUUUCUUUUUCUAGAUCAAUUACCUACCUCACUGGGUCAAGUCCCAUAACUCUGACAUGUAUUUUGGGCAAAUUAUGCCCCCUUUUGGACUUAGAAAAUUCUGGUUAAAGUUUUACAUGCAAGUUACUAUCUCUUAAACUAAUGUAGAUAUUGAAUUGAAACUUCACAUGUGUCUUCGGGGUUAUAAAACUAGUUCAUAGCAGCAAGUCCCAUAACUCUGACCUUCAUUUUGGCCAAAUUAUGCCCCCUUUUGGACUUAGAAAAUUUUGGUUAAAGUUUUGCGUGCAAGUACAUACAGCUAUUACCAAAAGGCAUAUAGAUUUGAAACUUAUUUUUUCUUUUUCUAGAUCAAUUACCUACAUCACUAGGUCAAGUCCAAUAACUCUGACAUGUAUUUUGGCCAAAUUAUGCCCCCUUUUGGACUUAGAAAAUUCUGGUUAAAGUUUUGCAUGCAAGUACAUACAGCUAUUACUAAAAGGCAUAUGGAUUUAAAACUUAUUUUUUCUUUUUCUAGAUCAAUUACCUACCUCACUGGGUCAAGUCCCAUAACUCUGACAUGUAUUUUGGGCAAAUUAUGCCCCCUUUUGGACUUAGAAAAUUCUGGUUAAAG